Messenger RNA from Aureobasidium vineae, 474 nucleotides. NCBI's taxonomy places the organism in Eukaryota, Fungi, Ascomycota, Dothideomycetes, Dothideales, Saccotheciaceae. The record is from the annotation of a GenBank genome assembly.
AUGGGCAAGGACAGCUUCGCACCUGGUGACGCCAAGAAGGGCGCCAACCUCUUCAAGACCCGCUGCGCUCAGUGCCACAACCUCAAGGAGGGUGAGGGUAACAAGAUUGGGUAUGCGUCUUCCCACAGCUUUCACAGCAAGGCUUCGCUUCUCGCCAGCCACGCUCAAGUUGUACCAUCCCCUCUACACGUUCAUAUGCUGACCAAGGUCAUAGUNCCUAACCUUCACGGUCUUUUCGGUCGCAAGACUGGUGAGGUUGAGGGUUUCGCCUACUCUGAUGCCAACAAGCAGAAGGGCAUUACCUGGGAGAACGACACUCUCUUCGAGUACCUCGAGAACCCCAAGAAGUACAUUCCCGGUACCAAGAUGGCCUUCGGUGGCUUGAAGAAGGCCAAGGACCGCAACGACUUAAGAGACCAAGUAAAGGACGACGACAAUGACGAUACCUCCAUCCUGUACCAAUACAUCCUUUAG